Phoenix dactylifera (date palm) is the source of this 900-nucleotide messenger RNA. RefSeq names its product plant/protein. The record is from RefSeq and is a predicted model, not a curated record. NCBI's taxonomy places the organism in Eukaryota, Viridiplantae, Streptophyta, Magnoliopsida, Arecales, Arecaceae.
UCCGCCGCAUAUAAAAUUCCCUCUCUAGCUUUGGAACCCCUCGCCGGAAGAAAUGCAGUAUUUCUUUCAGCAAGCAAACGCCCGUCGAAUCCCAAGCAGACACCCCAGGCAGAAGAGAUACUAAUACAUAAGAGAGAGGGACGAGUGCCGGUGGAUGAUGGAGAUCAGAGGGGAGAGCCGUGACGAGGAAGGGAAGAAGAAAGUGGAGAAGGUGGAGGUGCCCCGGACGCAGCGGCCGGACACCAUCCGCUACUUCGAGAAGAAGAUGGUGGACAAGGGGGUCCACCGCAUGGACCGCCAUCCCGUGGAUGGCCUCGGCGGCCUCCACCAGGUCCCCAAGUCCGGCCACGGCGGGAAGUUCACCUGGGAGGGCCCCGCCGACGAGGCCUACAACGAGCUCGAGCCCCUUCCGCCCGCCAUCGACCCGAACGAUCCCAACUACGUCGAGGAAGAAGAGGAAGAGCCCACCGGAGGCAGAGGAGGACAAGAUGACGAAGCGGAGGAGGACGUGAUGACGAAGCCCAGCGAUGCGGUCGUCGUUGGAGAAGUGGAGGUGGCCAAAGUGGCGGAGGCCAAGCAAGGGGUCUCCAGGGUCGAAGUCCUCCCUCCCCUCCAGCCCUAAAUAAAGAGAUGGAGGACCCUUCUCCCUCGCUUGGCGGUCGCCCCGGCGGGUUGGAGUUGGCUUCUUGAAGCUGCUUCCCUUCUAUUUUCCUCUACUUCUUAAUGUUUACCGUAGCAAGCCUGCACCAGGUUGCGAUGUAAUGUAUGGCUGAAGUUUGUAAGCUGCGAUGCGUGGUUUUCGCGUCCCACGAUCGCCACUUUAUAUGGAUGAAUAGAAAAAUAUUUCUAUCACUACGCUUUUUUUUUGACUAAUUAAUGUAACUCAGUUUAUCGGUUUUA